CAUAAGGAAGUCAUGGAGGAGAAUCGUGGGAUCUUGGACUCUCUCGUUUUAGGUGGUGAUGAAUUGGAAAUGAAGAACAAGGGAGACCACAAUGAAAUCCACACAGUGGAGGAGACAUAUCAGGAUUCAGAGUGUGGAGAGGGCUUCAGUCAGAGCUCCCAGUCCACUUCCCAUCAAAGAAAUCCCCUUGAGAAGAAACACUAUCAGUGCUUGGAAUGUGGAAAAAGCUUCACCUGGAAACAGAGUUUGGCUGCCCAUCAAAGAAUUCAUACAAAAGAGAAACCCUAUCAUUGCUUGGAGUGUGGAAAGAGCUUCAGUCACAGCCACAAUCUCACUUCCCAUUGUAGAAUUCAUACAGGAGAGAAACCAUAUCACUGUGUGGAAUGUGGAAAGAGCUUCAGUCAGGGCUCCCAUCUCACUGCACAUCAAAGGAUUCAUACAGGGGAGAAACCCUAUCACUGCUUAGAGUGUGGAAAGAGCUUCAAUCAGAGGGCUAAGCUCACUUCCCAUCAAAGGAUUCAUACAGGGGAGAAACCCUAUCAGUGCUUGGAAUGCGGGAAGAGCUUCAAUCAGAGGGCUAAGCUCACUUCCCAUCAAAGGAUUCAUACAGGGGAGAAACCCUAUCAGUGCUUGGAAUGUGGAAAGAGCUUCACUCGGAGUGCCCAUUUCACUUCCCAUCAAAGGAUUCAUACAGGGGAGAAACCCUAUCAGUGCUUGGAAUGUGGAAAGAGCUUCAGCCAGAGGGCCCAUCUCACUUCCCAUCAUAGAAUUCAUACAGGGGAGAAACCAUAUCAGUGCGUGGAAUGUGGAAAGAGCUUCAGUCAAAAAAGCAGUUUCACUUCCCAUCAAAGGAUUCAUACAGGGGAGAAACCCUAUCAGUGUGUGGAAUGUGGAAAGAGCUUCACCAGGAAAGAAAGUCUAACUGUCCAUCAGAGAAAUCAUAAAGGGGAGAAACCGUAUCAGUGCUUGGAAUGUGGAAAGAGCUUCAGUCAAAAAAGCAGUUUCACUUCCCAUCAAAGGAUUCAUACAGGGGAAAAACCCUAUCAGUGCGUGGAAUGUGGAAAGAGCUUCAAUCAAAAAAGCAGUUUCACUUCCCAUCAAAGAAUUCAUACAGGGGAGAAACCCUAUCAGUGUGUGGAAUGUGGAAAGAGUUUCCGUAACAGCCGCAAUCUCACUUCACAUCAAAGGAUUCAUACAGGGGAGAAACCAUAUCACUGCUUGGAGUGUGGAAAGAGCUUCAGUCACAGCCACGAUCUCACUUCCCAUCAUAGAAUUCAUACAGGGGAAAAACCCUAUCAGUGCGUUGAAUGUGGAAAGAGCUUCACUCGGAGUACCCAUUUCACUUCCCAUCAAAGAAUUCAUACAGGGGACGAACCCUAUCAGUGUGUGGAAUGUGGAAAGAGCUUCACCAGGAAAGAACAUCUAACUGUUCAUCAAAGAAUUCAUACAGGGGAGAAACCGUAUCAGUGCUUGGAAUGUGGAAAGAGCUUCACCUGGAAAAAAAGUCUAACUGUCCAUCAGAGAAAUCAUACAGGGGAGAAACCGUAUCAGUGCGUGGAAUGUGGAAAGAGCUUCAUUCGGAGUGCCGAUCUCACUUCCCAUCAAAGAAUUCAUACAAAAGAGAAACCCUAUCACUGCUUGGCGUGUGGAAAGAGCUUCAGUCACAGCUAUACUCUCACUUCCCAUUGUAGAAUUCAUACAAGGGAGAAACCCUAUCAGUGCGUGGAAUGUGGAAAGAGCUUCACCUGGAAAAUAAGCUUCACUUCCCAUCAAAGAAUUCAUACAGGGGAAAACCCCUAUCCGUGCAUGGAAUGUGGAAAGAGCUUCACCAGGAAAGAAAGUCUCACUUCCCAUCAAAGAAUUCAUUCAGGAGAAAACCCCUUUCAGUGCCUGGAAUGUGGAAAGAGAUUCAUUAACAGCUCCAAACUCACUUCCCAUCAAAGAAUUCAUACAGGGGAGAAACCCUUUAAGUGCUUGGAAUGUGGAAAGAGCUUCACCUGGAAAAUAAUUUUGGCUGCCCAUCAAAGAAUUCAUACAGGGGAGAAACCCUAUCACUGCUUGGAGUGUGGAAAGAGCUUCAGUCACAGUCACAAUCUCACUUCCCAUCGUAGAAUUCAUACAGGAGAGAAACCAUAUCACUGUGUGGAAUGUGGAAAGAGCUUCAGUCACAGCUCCCAUCUCACUGCACAUCAAAGAAUUCAUACAGGGGAAAAACCCUAUCACUGCUUAGAGUGUGGAAAGAGCUUCAGUCAGAGGGCUAAGCUCACUUCCCAUCAAAGGAUUCAUACAGGGGAGAAACCCUAUCAGUGCUUGGAAUGUGGAAAGAGCUUCAAUCAGAGGGCCAAGCUCACUUCCCAUCAAAGGAUUCAUACAGGGGAGAAACCAUAUCAGUGCUUGGAAUGUGGAAAGAGCUUAACUCGGAGUGCCCAUCUCACUUCUCAUCAAAGGAUCCAUACAGGGGAGAAACCCUAUCAGUGCUUGGAAUGUGGAAAGAGCUUCAGUCAAAAAAGCAGUUUCACUUCCCAUCAAAGAAUUCAUACAGGGGAGAAACCCUAUCAGUGCGUGGAAUGUGGAAAGAGCUUCAGUCAAAAAAGCAGUUUUACUUCCCAUCAAAGAAUUCAUACAGGGGAGAAACCCUAUCAGUGUGUGGAAUGUGGAAAGAGCUUCCGUAACAGCCGCAAUCUCACUUCCCAUCAAAGGAUUCAUACAGGGGAGAAAGCAUAUCACUGCUUAGAGUGUGGAAAGUGCUUCAGUCACAGCCACGAUCUCACUUCCCAUCGUAGAAUUCAUACAGGGGAAAAACCCUAUCAGUGCUUGGAAUGUGGAAAGAGCUUCACUCGGAGUACCCAUUUCACUUCCCAUCAAAGAAUUCAUACAGGGGACGAACCCUGUCAGUGUGUGGAAUGUGGAAAGAGCUUCACCAGGAAAGAAUAUCUAACUGUUCAUCAAAGAAUUCAUACAGGGGAGAAACCGUAUCAGUGCUUGGAAUGUGGAAAGAGCUUCACCUGGAAAGAAAGUCUAACUGUCCAUCAAAGAAUUCAUACAGGGGAGAAACCCUAUCAGUGCUUGGAAUGUGGAAAGAGCUUCAUUAGAAAGCACAGUUUCACUUCCCAUCAAAGAAUUCAUACAAAAGAGAAACCCUAUCACUGCUUGGCGUGUGGAAAGAGCUGCAGUCACAGUUAUACUCUCACUUCCCAUCGUAGAAUUCAUACAAGGGAGAAACCCUAUCAGUGCGUGGAAUGUGGAAAGAGCUUCAAUCGGAGUGUCCAUCUCACUUCCCAUCAAAGGAUUCAUACAGGGGAGAAACCCUAUCAGUGCGUGGAAUGUGGAAAGAGCUUCAGUCAAAAGAGCAGUUUCACUUCCCAUUGUAGAAUUCACACAGGAGAAAAACCCUAUCCGUGUAUUGAAUGUGGAAAGAGCUUCAAUCUGAGGGCCCAUCUCACUUCCCAUCAAAGGAUUCAUACAGGGGAGAAACCCUAUCAGUGCUUGGAAUGUGGAAAGAGCUUCAGUCACAGCUAUAGUCUGACUUCCCAUCGUAGAAUUCAUACAGGGGAGAAACCAUAUCAGUGCAUGGAAUGUGGAAAGAGCUUCACCAGGAAAGAAAGUCUCACUUCCCAUCAAAGAAUUCAUACAGGAGAAAACCCCUUUCAGUGCCUGGAAUGUGGAAAGAGAUUCAUUAACAGCUCCACACUUACUUCCCAUCAAAGAAUUCAUACAGGGGAGAAACCCUUCAAGUGCUUGGAAUGUGGAAAGAGCUUCACCUGGAAAAUAAGUUUCACUUCCCAUCAAAGAAUUCAUACAGGAGAAAACCCCUUUCAAAAUCCCCUUGAGAAGAAACACUAUCAAUGCUUGGAAUGUGGAAAGAGCUUCACUCGGAGUGCCAAUCUCACUGUCCAUCAAAGGAUUCAUACAGGGGAGAAACCCUAUCAGUGCGUGGAAUGUGGAAAAAGCUUCAACCAGAGGGCCAAGCUCAUUUCCCAUCAAAGGAUUCAUACAGGGGAGAAACCCUAUCACUGCUUGGAGUGUGGAAAGAGCUUCACUGAUAGCUCCUCCCGCACCUCCCAUCAAAGAAUUCAUACAGGGGAGAAACCCUAUCAGUGUGUGGAAUGUGGAAAGAGCUUCACUCGGAGUGCCAAUCUCACUUGCCAUGAAAGGAUUCAUACAGGGGAGAAACCCUAUCAGUGUGUGGAAUGUGGAAAAAGCUUCAGGACGAGCUUUGAACUCACUUUGCAUCAAAGGAUUCAUACAGGGGAGAAACCCUUUCAGUGCGUGGAAUGUGGAAAGAGCUUCAUUAGAAAGCAUAGUUUCACUUCACAUCAAAGAAUUCAUACCGGGGAAAAACCCUAUCAGUGCAUGGAAUGUGGAAAGAGCUUCAAUCGGAGUGCCCAUCUCACUUCACAUCAAAGAAUUCAUACAGGGGAGAAACCCUUUCAGUGCUUGGAAUGUGGAAAGAGCUUCAAUGAGAGGUCCAAGCUCACUUCCCAUCAAAGGAUUCAUACAGGGGAGAAACCCUAUCACUGCUUGGAGUGUGGAAAGAGCUUCAGUCACAGGUACAAUCUCACUUCCCAUCGUAGAAUUCAUACAGGGGAGAAACCCUAUCACUGCUUGGAUUGUGGAAAAAGCUUCAGGACAACCUCUGAACUCACUUCCCAUCAAAGGAUUCAUACAGGGGAGAAACCUUGUCAGUGCCUGGAAUGUGGAAAGAGCUUCAAUCAGAGGGCCCAUCUCACUUCCCAUCAAAGGAUUCAUACAGGGGAGAAACCCUUUCAGUGCGUGGAAUGUGGAAAGAGCUUCACCUGGAAAAUAAGCUUCACUUCCCAUCAAAGAAUUCAUACAGGGGAAAACCCCUAUCAGUGUCUGGAAUGUGGAAAGAGCUGGGCUCAGGGGGCGAAGCUCACUUCCCAUCAAAGAAUUCAUACAGGGGAGAAACCCUAUCAGUGCUUGGAGUGUGGAAAGAGCUUCACUGCUAGCUCCUCUCUCACCUCCCAUCAAAGUAUUCAUAAAGGGGAGAAACCCUAUCAGUGCGUGGAAUGUGGAAAAAGCUUCAGGACGAGAUUUGAACUCACUUCCCAUCAAAGGAUUCAUACAGGGGAGAAACCCUAUCAGUGCGCGGAAUGUGGAAAGAGCUUCACCUGGAAAAUAAGCUUCACUUCCCAUCAAAGAAUUCAUACAGGGGAAAACCCCUAUCAGUGUCUGGAAUGUGGAAAGAGCUUCAAUCAGAGGGCCCAUCUCACUUCCCAUCAAAGAAUUCAUACAGGGGAGAAACCCUAUCAGUGUGUGGAGUGUGGAAAGAGCUUCAGGACGAGCUUUGAACUGACUUUGCAUCAAAGGAUUCAUACAGGGGAGAAACCCUAUCACUGCUUGGAGUGUGGUAAGGGCUUCACUGCUAGCUCCUCUCUCACGUCCCAUCAAAGGAUUCAUACAGGGGAGAAACCCUAUCAGUGUGUGGAGUGUGGAAAGAGCUUCACUGCUAGCUCCUCUCUCACUUCCCAUCAAAGAAAUCAUACAGGGGAGAAACCCUUUCAGUGCGUAGAAUGUGGAAAGAGCUUCAAUCAGAGGGCCCAUCUCACUUCCCAUCAAAGGAUUCAUACAGGGGAGAAACCCUUUCAGUGCGUGGAAUGUGGAAAAAGCUUCACUCGGAGUGCCAAUUUCACUUCCCAUCAAAGGAUUCAUACAGGGGAGAAACUCUAUCAGUGCGUGGAAUGUGGAAAGAGCUUCAGGACGAGCUUUGAACUCACUUUGCAUCAAAGGAUUCAUACAGGGGAGAAACCCUAUCACUGCUUGGAGUCUGGAAAGAGCUUCACCCAGAGUGCCAAUCUCACUUCCCAUCAAGGGAUUCAUACAGGGGAGAAACCCUAUCAGUGCGUGGAAUGUGGAAAGCGCUUCACUGAUAGCUCCUCUCUCACUUCCCAUGAAAGAAAUCAUACAGGGGAUAAACCCUGUCAAUGCGUAGAAUGUGGAAAGAGCUUCAAUCAGAGGGCCCAUCUCACUUCCCAUCAAAGGAUUCAUACAGGGGAGAAACCCUAUCAGUGCGUAGAAUGUGGAAAAAGCUUCAGGACGAGCUUUAAACUCACUUUGCAUCAAAGGAUUCAUACAGGGGAGAAACCCUAUCACUGCUUGGACUGUGGAAAGAGCUUCAGUGACAGGCACAAUCUCACUUCCCAUCGUAGAAUUCAUACAGGGGAGAAACCCUAUCAGUGCGUGGAAUGUGGAAAGAGCUUCAGUCACAGGUACAAUCUCACUUCCCAUCAAAGGAUUCAUACAGGGGAGAAACCCUAUCACUGCUUGGAGUGUGGAAAGAGCUUCACCUCUAGCUCCUCUCUCACCUCCCAUCAAAGGAUUCAUACAGGAGAGAAACCCUUUCAGUGCGUAGAAUGUGGAAAGAGCUUCACUCGGAGUGCCUAUCUCACUUCCCAUCAAAGGAUUCAUACAGGGGAGAAACCCUUUCAGUGCGUGGAAUGUGGAAAGAGCUUCAAUCGGAGUGCCUAUCUCACUUCCCAUCAAAGGAUUCAUACAGGGGAGAAACCCUUUCAGUGUGUGGAAUGUGGAAAGAGCUUCACCAGGAAAGAAAGUCUCACAGCCCAUCACAAAAUCCACACGGGAAAAACCCUAACAGUGCGUGGAAUGUGGAAAGAGCUUCAGUCAAAGCAACAAUCUCAUUUCCCAUCAGAGAAUUCACACAGGGUAGAAACUAUUUCAGUGCCAAGAGUGUGAUAGGAGGGAUUUAUGAAAGUUUGGUCUCAUUUUUAAAGUUCUUAACACAAUUGGAGCUCUUAAAAGGACUUAGAGCUCCCUGAAAAAGCUAAAAUUAAGACAGGUUUGCGCUCUUGACUAUGCUACCACUCAGUGGAUUUGUAACUGGCUGACUGACCAAACCCAAAAGGUGCUCAUCAAUGGUUCCUCUUCAUCCUGGAGAAGAGUGACUAGUGGGGUGCCACAGAGUUCUGUCUUGGCCCCAGUCUUUUUCAACAUCUUUAUCAACGACUUGGAUGAUGGACUCAAGGGCAUCCUGAUCAAAUUUGCAGAUGACAGCAAACUGGGAGAGGUGGCUAACACC
Molecule: messenger RNA, 7057 nt
Organism: Podarcis muralis (Common wall lizard)
Lineage: Eukaryota; Metazoa; Chordata; Lepidosauria; Squamata; Lacertidae
Source: RefSeq, a predicted model, not a curated record